Peromyscus californicus insignis is the source of this 2892-nucleotide messenger RNA. Its product is annotated as alpha-N-acetylgalactosaminide alpha-2,6-sialyltransferase 1-like. The transcript has 9 exons. Gene Ontology annotation, molecular function: alpha-N-acetylgalactosaminide alpha-2,6-sialyltransferase activity. Bases 71 to 1657 code for a protein of 528 amino acids. The record is from RefSeq and is a predicted model, not a curated record. Lineage: Eukaryota; Metazoa; Chordata; Mammalia; Rodentia; Cricetidae.
UGUGUGACCUGUACAUAGCCUCAAGGGACUUGUUCUCAUCACACAUGCUUCUAGCAACCAGUCAACCACCAUGAAGACCUGUUUUUGGAGACUGCCUCCCUGGAGUUCAGGCGUCCUGCUUUUGGCUGUGUUGGCUCUGUCCUUCAUCCUGCCCUCCUUCAUGAAGGAGCCUCGCACAAAGCCUUCCAGGUAUCAGUUUAUAGAGAAGAACAAAGAAAAUCCUCAGGAGAUGCUACAAAAGGCCAUACCCCACAGACCCAUCAUGGAGCUGCCACUGAGAGUUCGAGACAAGGAGACGACCUCUGUCAGGACAGAGGAGCUGGGCCUGCAGAAUCAGGACAGUGAGGCAGCCAGAGGAGACGGGGAAGAGAAGAGGAAGGAGAUGACCACAUGGACAGCAUUGGGGAAACAUCAGAGCAUGACAGAGCCUGCAGCAAAGACACUUGUUCCAGAAAGUCAGGGUAAAAUAUUGACAGCCACAGGAGCACUGUUUACAAGGCUGAAAAAGAAACUGAUGGCCACAGGAGCUGUUCCAGCCAAGGACAAGGAGGGCCAGGCCAACCCAUCCCCUGCCUCUUCCCCCCACCCCACCACACAAAGAGGCCAAAGGCUGAAGGCCUCCAACUUCAAGUCUGAGCCUCAGUGGGAUUUUGAGGAAGAAUACAGCUUGGAUGUGGGGGGCCUGCAGACGACCUGCCCCGACUCUUUGAAGAUCAGGGCCUCCAAGUCACCGUGGCUACAGAAUAUCUUUCUGCCCAACCUCACUCUCUUCCUGGACUCUGGACACUUCACUCAGAGCGAGUGGGACCGUCUAGAGCACUUUGCACCCCCUUUUGGCUUCAUGGAGCUCAAUCAGUCCUUGGUAGAGAAGGUGGUGACCCGCUUCCCUCCGGUACCCCAGCAGCAGCUGCUCCUGGCCAACCUCCCCUCAGGGAACUCCAGCUGCAUCACCUGUGCUGUGGUGGGCAAUGGGGGCAUCCUGAAUGAUUCACACGUGGGCCAGGAGAUAGACAGCCAUGACUACGUUUUCCGGCUGAGUGGAGCUGUUAUUAAAGGAUAUGAACAGGAUGUGGGGACCCGGACAUCCUUCUACGGCUUCACUGCCUUCUCCCUGGUCCAGUCAAUCCUCACACUGGGUCGUCGAGGUUUCCAGCAUGUGCCUCUGGGGAAGGAUGUACGGUAUCUACACUUCCUGGAAGGCACCCGGGACUAUGAGUGGCUAGAAGCGAUGUUUUUGAAUCAGACCCUGGCAAAAACCAAACUUUCCUGGUUCAGGCACAGGCCCCAGGACGCUUUCCGGGAUGCCUUGGACAUGGACAGAUACCUGUUGCUACAUCCAGACUUUAUCCGUUACAUGAAGAACAGGUUUCUGAGGUCAAAGACCCUGGACACUGCCCACUGGAGAAUAUACCGUCCCACCACCGGAGCCCUCCUGCUCCUUACAGCCCUUCAUCUCUGUGACAAGGUGAGUGCCUAUGGCUUCAUCACCCAGGGCCACGAGCGUUUUUCUGAUCAUUACUAUGAUAAAUUGUGGAAACGGCUGAUCUUUUACAUAAACCAUGACUUCAAGUUAGAGAGAACAGUCUGGAAGCGGCUGCAUGAUGAAGGCAUCAUCCGCCUCUACCAGCGUCCAGAAAAUCCAAAAGAAAAGAACUGACCAGCUAGGCUUCAGGAGUCUCCUGGGUCACCAGCGGCACAGGGUGUAAGGAUUCCACAGAUGUCCCCAUGCAUCUCCCAGGACUCAAACCUGCUCCAAGCCCUUCGAGAGUCCCAAGGACCAGCUGCGCAGAGACCGAGGGUUUGGAGUCCUCCGGAAAGUCACUGCAGGCUCUGGGGGUUUCUUGCUCAAACCUCACACUUAGAAUUUGAGCCAAACCCCGAACAAUUCAUUUGACGUUAUGUUACUUUUCAAACUCUGUCUUCAGGAUUUUGGACUCUGGAACCCAAAACGACACUAAGGAACAGAUUGAGGCGCUGGGUAGUGGUUGGAAGAAACAAAACAAAACAAAACAAAAAACAAAAACAAAACAAAACAAAACAAAACAAAAAACACCAACAACAAAAUCUUCAUUUAGAUGUAAUGCCCCAGUUGGGUACCAAAGGGCCUGCGAUUUGCCCAAAUAGUGCAGUAGCGGCUCCAGCCGACAGGGGGCGGCAGCUGAGCGUCCGAGCGCGGAUUGCCUCUCCUUGCGGUGGGAAGAGAAGUCUUGGUGAAAUUUGGGAUGGACAGAGUCGAUUGGCACUGUUCUGGAGUGCUUUGCCGGGGCAGCGCUCUGCCGGGGCAGCGCUUCGGAAGAGUGGAGCCGGCCCAGCACUCCAAAGCACAAUCGGGUGCAGGGCUGAGCACGAUGAAGUUGUGGAGGGCAAUGCAAACUUCGAGGGCAGCCCGAGGUGCAGCUGGGAGGACGCGCAGGAUUGCCCAGAGGUGGCCUCAGGGGAGGCUAGCUGAAGGGUGCGUCUGCCCGGGGUCGCCCCUUUCCCUGCGCCCUGUUCUGGACAGCUCUGGGACUAGCACGCGGUGCUGGGAGAGGGUGCUGCAGCCACCACCACAGCCUCUUCUCUGGUCUGGAGAGUGACAGUUGUUGUCCCCGCUGCCCUAUCACCACAGCUUUGCAGGGGUGGCCACCACCUGCAGUCAGAGCAGAGAAAACAGGGUUUGAGGGAGGGCCUUUGCCCAAGUCCCUCCCACGUCCAAGUCGGCCCCAAGUCAACUCGGCCUAGCUUAGCCUCUUUUUGUGGCUUCCCUCUGCCUACAUCAUACAACAUACAGUUAACCCACUCUGGAGGGAGCAGGCAAGAGAAUUGGAAGAGAGAGGCUUGGAAUGGUGCAAGCUCGCCUAGCAGGCACAACUCCUGUGUCCCAAUCCAAGACCAAAAGGAAACAAAUUUACU